AUGGACAAGCACGAUCGUCCCUACAAAUGCCUCGAGCCCGGAUGCGAUAAGAUCCAGGGGUUCACCUAUUCAGGCGGGCUGCUGAGACACCAGCGCGAGGUGCAUAAGAAGAACAUCAACGCCAAGAAACCGCUGAUGUGUCCCUACACCGACUGCAAUCGCAGUACGGGUAAUGGUUUUACGCGUCAAGAAAACUUGAAGGAGCAUUUGCGCCGUCGCCACAUGCAUCCCGAAAAUGGCCAUGUGUCUGAUCUCCCUAUUGUCCCCACGUCCGAGCUCGAUGGCACGGCUUCUCUUCCCCCGGCUCCUCCUUCCAUCAAAAGGAAACGCGAUUCCAUUGAUGAUGAAGACCCGACCGUUGACUUGCCCGAGGAUGACGAGGGAGAAGAGGAGCAAGAUGGUGUGGAUCUGCGCAAUGAGCUCAAAAGACUGCGUCGCGAGGCCCAAGAGAAGGACCGCCGCUUGGAGGAAUUGGAAAGGAUCGUUUCCGGAUUGCAGCAAGCCAUCCCUCAGACUGCCCCAGCACAGGGAUAG
This is a messenger RNA of Aspergillus melleus, 534 nucleotides long. RefSeq lists its product as uncharacterized. The coding region runs from base 1 to 534 and encodes 177 amino acids. Gene Ontology annotation, cellular component: nucleus. Gene Ontology annotation, biological process: regulation of transcription by RNA polymerase II. Lineage: Eukaryota; Fungi; Ascomycota; Eurotiomycetes; Eurotiales; Aspergillaceae. The transcript has a single exon. The record is from RefSeq and is a predicted model, not a curated record.